CCUCCUCCUCCUCUCCCGCUAGUCCUCGCCGCCGCCGGCCCGCCGCCUGCUCCGCUCCUCGCAGGCUCCCGGACCCGCAGCCAUGGCCGACAUCAAGACGGGCAUUUUCGCCAAGAACGUGCAGAAGCGACUCAACCGCGCGCAGGAAAAGGUCCUUCAGAAGCUUGGGAAAGCUGAUGAGACAAAAGAUGAACAGUUUGAAGAAUAUGUCCAGAACUUCAAACGGCAAGAGGCGGAGGGUACCAGGCUUCAGCGAGAACUCCGGGGAUAUUUAGCAGCUAUCAAAGGCAUGCAAGAAGCCUCGAUGAAGCUCACUGAGUCACUGCAUGAAGUCUACGAGCCUGACUGGUAUGGGCGGGAAGAUGUGAAGAUGGUUGGCGAGAAAUGUGAUGUCCUAUGGGAAGACUUUCAUCAAAAACUAGUGGAUGGGUCCUUGCUGACACUGGAUACCUAUCUGGGCCAAUUUCCUGACAUAAAGAAUCGCAUUGCAAAGCGCAGCAGGAAGCUGGUGGACUAUGACAGUGCUCGCCACCAUCUGGAAGCUUUGCAGAGCUCCAAGAGGAAGGAUGAAAGUCGAAUCUCUAAGGCAGAAGAGGAAUUUCAGAAAGCACAGAAAGUGUUUGAAGAGUUUAACGUUGACUUACAAGAAGAGUUACCAUCGUUAUGGUCAAGACGAGUUGGGUUUUACGUCAACACUUUCAAAAAUGUUUCCAGCCUCGAGGCCAAGUUUCAUAAGGAAAUCGCAGUGCUUUGCCACAAAUUGUAUGAAGUGAUGACGAAGCUGGGUGACCAGCACGCUGACAAGGCCUUCACCAUUCAAGGAGCUCCCAGCGAUUCUGGUCCUCUCCGCAUCGCAAAGACACCCUCACCACCCGAGGAGCCUUCACCCAUCCCGAGCCCGACAGCUAGUCCCAAUCACACGCUGACACCUGCGUCUCCUGCACCAGCAAGGCCUAGGUCACCUUCACAGACAAGGAAGGGGCCUCCCGUCCCACCUCUGCCUAAAGUCACCCCAACAAAGGAACUCCAGCAGGAGAACAUCAUCAGUUUCUUCGAGGACAACUUUGUUCCGGAAAUCAGUGUGUCGACACCUUCACAGAACGAAGCCCCUGAGGUGAAGAAAGAGGAGACAUUGUUGGAUCUGGACUUCGACCCUUUCAAGCCUGAGGUGGCACCUGCAGGUUCUGCCGGAGUGACCCACUCCCCCAUGUCGCAGACAUUGCCCUGGGACCUAUGGACGACAAGCACUGAUUUGGUACAGCCGGGUUCUGGUGGUACAUUUAAUGGAUUCACCCAGCCCCAGGACACUUCAUUAUUCACAGUGCAGACAGACCAGAACAUGAUCUGUAACUUGGCUGAAUCUGAACAGGCUCCACCCACAGAGCCGAAAGCAGAGGAGGCCCCCGUUGCUGCCGCACCUGCCGUUGGGCUGGACUCUGGACUGGACACCCAGGCUGAGGAGCCAGUGGAGGGGGCAGUGGUCAUACCUGGAACGGACGCCGAUGUGGCUGUUGGAACCGUGGUGUCAGCCGCCGAGGAGGCCCCAGUGGAGGAAGCAGAGAUGGAGAAGGCAGCUCUUCCUGCUGGGGAAAGAGCAGGCGGAGAGGAGGCCAGGACUGAUGCUGAUACCACACAGGCUGUAGAUAGUGACCGAUCUCAACCGGAAGAACCAGAAGCAGCAGCCCCUCAGGAGAAGGUCAUCCCUUCAGUCGUCAUAGAGCCCGCCUCCAACAAUGAAGGGGAAGGAGACCACGAAGCCCCCGCAGGUGAAGAGUCGGUGGAGACCCCCGAUGCCGCGGCUCUUCCGGGCCCCGCCGGUGAGCUGCCAGAGCUGCCUGCAGAGCCCGAGGUGGGCCAGGACUCCCAGCCACUGCCCUCCGCUCCAUCUGCAAGCGAGGCGGCUCAGGAAGUGCCUCCCGGCUUCCUCUACAAGGUGGAAACACUGCAUGAUUUUGAAGCAGCAAAUUCUGAUGAACUUACCUUACAAAGGGGUGACGUGGUGUUGGUGGUCCCCUCAGAUUCAGAAGCUGACCAGGAUGCAGGCUGGCUGGUAGGAGUGAAGGAAUCAGACUGGCUUCAGUACAGAGACCUUGCCACCUACAAAGGCCUCUUUCCAGAGAACUUCACCCGGCGCCUGGAUUAG
Messenger RNA from Neomonachus schauinslandi (Hawaiian monk seal), 2143 nucleotides. It is a transcript of the gene AMPH, whose product is annotated as amphiphysin. Gene Ontology annotation, biological process: synaptic vesicle endocytosis. Bases 83 to 2143 code for a protein of 686 amino acids. Gene Ontology annotation, molecular function: phospholipid binding; protein binding. NCBI's taxonomy places the organism in Eukaryota, Metazoa, Chordata, Mammalia, Carnivora, Phocidae. The transcript has 21 exons. The record is from RefSeq and is a predicted model, not a curated record. Gene Ontology annotation, cellular component: synaptic vesicle; plasma membrane; cytoplasm.